This is a messenger RNA of Oncorhynchus tshawytscha (Chinook salmon), 2174 nucleotides long. RefSeq lists its product as uncharacterized. NCBI's taxonomy places the organism in Eukaryota, Metazoa, Chordata, Actinopteri, Salmoniformes, Salmonidae. The transcript has 3 exons. Bases 173 to 802 code for a protein of 209 amino acids. The record is from RefSeq and is a predicted model, not a curated record.
UCCAAUUUGGUGGAAGCCGAGCCGAGCAUGCGCAGUUGUUUACGGUCUGGGAACGCCUACAUCCUGGUACUGCUUGUCUCACGUGUUCAAACAAGCGGAACAGAGACAGUCUCUUCAUAUCAAAUGAACAGAGUGAUCCUCCAACUGUAGCUUUGGAUUUGAGUCAAGACCAAUGGCAGGCUGUCUGACAGAGUUGAUCACAGCAUGUUCCAAUGUCACACUGUCCGUCUCUGCCCUGUACACAGCAUAUCAGCUCUUCAAGGACCACAGAGCUCCAGCGGUGGGUUUCUUUCUGCUCGGUCUCUCCUCAGGCCUCUGCACCCUGCCUCUCUCCUUCAGCCCAUACCUGACCUCUGUACAGGGGGACCUGGAGUGGGCCGGCGAGGUCCUGGCUCCACCGCUAGUCUCCUUCGGCUUCCUGUGGCUCAGCGAAGACCGCACCACAGCCAACAUCCUCCUUAUUGGCUCAGCUCUCCUCCCGGUGCUCUGCGAUUGGCUGUCAGCGGACGAGUUGAUGCUGAUGUCACGCUGUCUGGCGCUCUCUGCCGUCUCCUGCUCGCUCACUGUGUGUCUGUUUGCAGGAAACGCUGUCGGGGCCCUGGGCAGUGUGGCCCUCAGCCUGCCCCAAAUGGUGGCCCCCAGGGUGGGGGUCAAGACUCUGGCUCCCCUUGUCUCUCCAGGGGCCACUGUGGGACUGCUUAAGUGGCUCCUGAAGGGCUCCAUGGCUGUAGGGUGCUGGGCCUCUGAGAAGGCACUUAGCAAGUACCUGUUGGAACUGAAGGACCUGGACUCCCCAUUUUAACUUGUUACCACUGUAACUCAGGGUUUCCCCAAACUCAGUCCCCAGGACCCCGGGGUUUCCUUUCUUUCCUAGGCACUACACCGCUUAUUCAAAGAAUCAACUAAUCAUCAAGCUUUGUAGUGUUUGGGCAAAAACCAAAACGUGCACCCCUUGGAGUCCCGAGCGUGGAGUUUGGGAAACUGUAACAUCACUGUAACAGUUACUGACUGUCAGAACAGUUCAAUAGUCCCUCACACAUGAUAAUGACUGAUUGUUAAGUUGAUGUGGUCUCAUGAUGUGCACAUAGAGCUGCUGACAGAAGAGAACCAGAUGGAGGGUCUAUUUAUUUUGUCCUGCAGGGCCUUGCCUUAUAGAAGUAGAACGAAUAGAACGGUCUGGAACCUCUGACCAUGGCGAUUUGACUGGUAAAGUCAUGGGUGCACUCAAAAUGAGCAAGCUUGUUCUACUUAUUCUAGUACUGUGGCUUGCCUUUGAUCUGUAGCCAAUAACCUUUCCAAUUCCUACUGGCCAAUGACCUUUCCAAUCCCUACUGGCCAAUAACCUUUCCAAUUCCUACUGGCCAAUGACCUUUCCAAUCCCUACUGGCCAAUAACCUUUCCAAUUUCUACUGGCCAAUGACCGUUCCAAUUCCUACUGGCCAAUGACCUUUCCAAGAGAUGAUCCAUAUAAUGAUGCAAUUCUGCCAAUUUGGAGGUGACAUGAUCCACCAUUGGGACAGGUGGGUGUUGCCAGUGUAUGAGCACUGUCAAGGGCGUUGUUCUACUUGUUCAGCUUAUUGUCAUGGCCAGGGAGCUCUGCUCUGUUAUCCAAGUAUUUUCAUCUAUGCAAGUCGAAGAAGCACUGGUGUCUAAUUCUAAAACUGUAAACAUUAUUGAUGAUAUUAGUAACAGCGGUUAAUAAUAUUUUAUGUGUUAAAAUAUUGAUUUGUUAAAGUAUCAACAAAAGGAGUAGUGCUUGGAUCUAACGCUUGUAUGUACUGAUUGUCAUGGGUCACUAAUACUCCCAACCUCUUCCACUCCGUAUGUUAGAAAGUCUAAUUCAUCUCUGGAUGUUGAUUUACAGGACAGUGUCAUUACCAAUUGGCUAUAAAAGAUUCUAUCUGCUUACUCUGUGAAAAUAUCCUCCCAACGGUGGCUCUAUGAGGAGGAUGGAAGUGCCUUCUAGACAUUUACUACUGUCUAUGUCUAUGAGUGUGCCUCCCAAAUAUCACCCUAUUCCCUAAAAGUAGUGCACUACUUUUAAUCAGAGCCCAUUUUGGGAAUAGGGUGGCAUUUUGGGGCACACUCGGUUGAACCUGGGCUGGCUUGACUUCAGUGUCUUGUCCUACGAUGAACACCAAACAGCUUGUACUAGACUAUGCUCACUGUGAAGA